Nilaparvata lugens (brown planthopper) is the source of this 4409-nucleotide messenger RNA. RefSeq names its product furin-like protease kpc-1. The record is from RefSeq and is a predicted model, not a curated record. Gene Ontology annotation, molecular function: serine-type endopeptidase activity. NCBI's taxonomy places the organism in Eukaryota, Metazoa, Arthropoda, Insecta, Hemiptera, Delphacidae. Gene Ontology annotation, cellular component: Golgi membrane; trans-Golgi network. Gene Ontology annotation, biological process: peptide hormone processing.
UUCUCAGUCUAUAAAUCGGUUCCGUGGAAAGUUAACCUCGAAAUUUUUUGAAGCUAUCGAAGCUUUUAAGUUCUAUAUGCUAAUUUAUUGCCAAUGAAUAUUUAAAAUCUGUCCUAAAUUUAGAAUUUUUUUUUCGUUUUAUCUCAGUCUCCGUGUUUUUUAACCAUCAUUGAGUGCUAAUGUUUUCAUUCGUGAUUUGAAAAGUCACUCUUUCGUGAGCAGUGGAAUUUGAUUAAAUUACCGAUGAUAAGUAUUCAAGAUUUUGGAUUUGUCCUGAUUAGAAGUUAUAAAAACUACUGUAUCAGCAGUCUUGAAUGCUGCUUAUUUCUGGAAACCAAAGUAAUGCCAGGCAGUUUGUUGUUAUGAGUGCUGGUUUCGGGAGGAGGGGUGAACCACCCGCAGUAGUAGUGACGCUGCUAGUGUGCAUGUGCGUGUGUGUGGAGAUCACUGAUGCGCGUCACUUCUCGUCACAAUGGGCCGCACACAUCGAAGGAGGUACUGAGCAUGCGCAGAGGAUAGCCCAGAGACAUGGUUUCACGUUUCUAGGAGAGAUAUUUCCGGACUGUUACCAUCUUCAACAUUCGAGUGUGGCGAGAAGAUCGAUUUCACCAAGCAAUGAACACCAUGACAAUUUAUUAUCUGAGAGAGAGGUGAAGUGGGCACGUCAGCAAAAAGUGAUAUCCAGAUCGAAAAGAGAUUUCACAAAAACACAAUCUUUGUUUCCAUUGAACGACCCGAAAUGGACUCAGAUGUGGUAUCUGAACCGUGGAUCAGGGUUGGACAUGUCUGUGCAAGAGGCGUGGAACGAAGUGACAGGGAAAGGGGUGGUUGUAACUAUUCUAGACGACGGACUCGAGAGGGACCAUCCCGAUCUACUUAAAAACUAUGACCCACAAGCCUCUUACGACGUUAACAACCACGACGAUGACCCGAUGCCAAGGUACGACCUGAUCGACUCAAAUCGUCACGGAACCAGAUGUGCCGGAGAAGUGGCGGCUGUGGCCAACAACUCCUUGUGUUCCGUUGGCAUCGCCUACAAUGCUAACAUCGGUGGCGUCCGCAUGUUGGAUGGUGACGUCACUGAUGCUGUCGAAGCUAGGUCGCUGAGCCUCAACCCACAGCACAUAGAUAUCUACUCGGCCUCAUGGGGUCCGGAUGACGAUGGGAAAACUGUGGACGGGCCUGGGGAGCUCGCCGUCAGGGCGUUCAUGGAGGGUGUUACGAAGGGUCGGGGAGGCAGAGGCUCCAUAUUCAUAUGGGCAUCCGGCAAUGGAGGCAGAGACCACGACAACUGUAACUGUGAUGGAUACACGAAUUCCAUAUGGACACUGUCCAUUAGUAGUGCCACUGAAAAGGGAUUUGUGCCUUGGUACUCUGAAGCAUGCUCUUCAACUUUGGCUACGACAUACAGCAGUGGCUCCAACGGAGAAAAACAGGUGAUAACGACCGACCUGCACCGCAUGUGCACUGUGUCACACAGUGGCACAUCAGCGUCGGCCCCCCUGGCAGCCGGCAUCUGCGCCCUCGCCCUGGAGGCCAACCCCCAGCUCACGUGGCGAGACAUGCAGCACAUUGUUGUCGCCACCGCGCGGCCCGCCAACCUCAAGGCGCCCGACUGGACGACCAACGGCGUCGGUCGCAACGUGAGCCAUUCUUUCGGAUAUGGAUUGAUGGACGCAGCGGAAAUGGUGAAGCUGUCGCGAAAAUGGAGAACUGUGCCGGAACAACAGAGGUGUGAAGUCAUCGCCAAUCAUUCUGACAAACUGAUACCAGCAAAGAGCUCAGUGAAAUUGACUCUGGAUGUGAAAGAAUGCCCUGGAGUCAACUAUCUAGAACAUGUACAGGCAAAAAUCUCGCUGAACGCUCAACGUAGGGGCGAUCUGCAAAUACAUUUGACGUCACCCUCAGGUACAAAAUCCACCCUGCUGGCACGCCGACCUCACGACGUUUCAAGGGUUGGAUUCCAGCAAUGGCCGUUCAUGUCCGUACAUACUUGGGGAGAAUCACCAGUGGGCGUCUGGCAUUUGGAGAUACACAACGAAGGCCGUUUCUUAGGUAGGGGACAAUUGCAAGACUGGACCAUGAUGUUCUACGGCACAGAAUCGGCGCCAAUGUCGGCCAUCGACCACGAACAAAGACGCCCGUCAACAAUCAAAAUGGCAACCGGUAAAACUGCGCCAAAAGUUCCAGCAGACACCGUAACAGGUGCACCGGACUCUUCCGGUGCACCGCCGGACACCGCCGGGAGUGCUCCCAAAACGCACGCCAACCAGCCGAGCAAUGCUCCCAAAACGCCACCACCCGAAGUCAGCGAGGUGUUCAACACCGUCCGGGAUCACGGUGACGAUCACGGUAGCGGCACGGUGACGAAAAAUCACGGACCGUUCGAUGCGACAUCUAGCGCUGACAACCUCAUCUGUCGACGGUCCGCCAACAUUUGUUUAGAUUGUGGCCCAGAUAUCUACGUUACAGAUGGAACAUGUAGCAAAACAUGCCCAGAUGGUACAUAUCCCAGCAGCACACAUUGCUUACCAUGCUAUUACAUGUGUAAGACAUGUUCAGGUCCCAACGAUUAUGAAUGCACUGCAUGUCACGGAGAUGCUAUACUAGUUACGGUCACCCAUCCAGAAGCCGUGUGCGAGUCCACGUCACUUAACCACAAUAAGUUAUAUGCCACUUGGUACGAACGCAUGUUCUAUGCUCUAAUUGCGAAUUUAGUGGUUUUAGUUAUUUUGGGCGUUUAUUUGUUGACUCAGUCUAGGAAUUGUAGGGCCAGGUAUAGUUGUGGACAAGGGGGAAAAAGGUAUUUGAAAAACAUUUUGACGCCGGUUAACGAUAAGGGGCAGAUUAGGUAUAAUUUGACGGCUGAUUGUAGUGAUAGUGAAUAACCAAUUUUAAUCUAGUUGACAGAGAUCAAUUUUGAUCCUAUAGUGAAGUCCACGUUAUAAUGGCAGUGGAGAAAGAUAGGAGAUCUUGUCGUGCCUUCUUGACUGUAGCUGAUACGGGUUUAUUGAUGUAGUCUGUUCUGAAUAUGUUAAUCGUUCCUUUUUUCUAUUAUGAUGUAGUGCUAGUAUGCAAUGGGUCUUGCAAGACCUGGCAAUACAUUGUCAUAUGUGAUAAACAAUAAAGAAUAUAUAAAGAAUAUAGUCUAAUAUUAACAGUUCAUUCUCAUUUAGAAUAAUCGCAAUUAUAUUUUAUAAAGCAAGAAAUCAUAUUUUUCAAUAAUUUCAUAAUAAAUUUUCAUAAUCAAGAUGAAAUAUUUUGUUAAUUAAUUAUCGAUUCUACAUUUUUAAAAGUCAAUCUGGCAACAGAGCAAAGCGAGAACGAGAUAGCGCUAUCCGCUUUAUUGAAUGAUAGAAAAGGAUAGCAAUACCAUUACCGGUACUGAUCAAACACUGCCAUUAUAACGUGCACCUCACUAUACCUAAAAUUUCAACUUAAUUCAGAUGUGAUCAAUUUUGAUCUUGAAAAUGUCUGAACGAUGAUCUAGUUUGACAACAAGACUAUCAGAUGUCUUGAAAUUGUGAUGUGAAAUUUGAGAUGUGAAGUUUCUAAUACCAUUCUAAAGCUAGUUACCUUUGACGCGGUUAUAGGUACAAUUCGAUACCGGUAGCUUAUAUUAGUGAUAGUGUUGAGUAAGUGGAUCAAUUUUGAUGCUAGAACAGCAUUUCAAAUAGUACCGUAUUUCAUCAAAUAUCAUCUUAAAUCUGGUUAAGUUUUUGACAUUCGGUUGAAUUUUAACCAACAUCAAUAUUUGAUUUACCACUUUUAAGAAUAUUUAAACGUCUGUGAACUUUUCACGAAAAAUACGUUUCAAAUUGACGGCUUAUAGUGUCCGGUUUUCCCAAUGUUUCCCAUUGGGCAACUUUGGACUAUAUACGGCCAGGUGGAACUACCCUUGGUUCUCCCCACACCAUUGAAAGCCACAUGCUAAUAAUAAUAAUCAAUUACGGCUGAUCAUAAAAAAAUAAUAGUAUUUCUAAUCAAAUAUGAAUUGAGACGUUAAUGGUAGGCAUCGUAGGCUACCAUAAUAUAUACGGUAUUUAAAGGAAUUGAGAUUUUCAUAGGGCAUAAUUUACCAUUCACAGUUUGAUUCAAAUACUUUGGUCACAAUUUAUAUGAGUCAUGCUGUAAAAAGGCUUCUAUUUUCUUAUUUGGGUACAUAGUUACAUUAAAUUGUCGUUAUUUCGAUUUUAUAAACUUGUGAAUUGUGAUCUACUUUACGAUAAUGAUACGCAUUAUUGAUUAUUGUGAUGCAUUUUAAUUAUUGAUGAUUGAUUUUAGAUUACGCCAAAGUGGUGUCCUAUUUUAAUUAUUUUGACUGGUUUAGAUAAGCUUGUGUAGUUUUUAAUGUAUGGAUCCUAUCAUUAAAUAUUAAAGUAAAAGACUUUUGAAGUACCGGUAUCCUA